This is a messenger RNA of Diachasma alloeum, 1901 nucleotides long. It is a transcript of the gene FucTB, whose product is annotated as alpha-(1,3)-fucosyltransferase 10. Gene Ontology annotation, cellular component: membrane. Gene Ontology annotation, molecular function: alpha-(1->3)-fucosyltransferase activity. Lineage: Eukaryota; Metazoa; Arthropoda; Insecta; Hymenoptera; Braconidae. The record is from RefSeq and is a predicted model, not a curated record. The transcript has 7 exons. The coding region runs from base 432 to 1736 and encodes 434 amino acids.
GCGGUAUCGGUGGAGGGGGUAGGUGGACUCUGCGGCACCUGUUGGCCUCCAAUCAGCUGAUUCUUUCGGUGGAAAUUACCUUUCGAACGUUUUUGAGCCAUUUUUUGGUGAUUAUUUUUGCCAAAAUGGUGAUUUGUGAUGGGUUUUGAUGUGUGAGAAUGUUAAUUUGGGAUUUUAGUGAGUGAGGAUGGCUAAUUUAUUGAUGAAGAGCUGAAGAGGAAAGCGAAGAGGAAGUAGUGCCGACAGAUAUGUCAGAGCCCCAAAAAUGCCCGAAAGACGACUCUGGAGCCCUGGAAAUUACUAAUUUCGUUUAGAGAAUCUAAUCACGAGCUUCUCCAUCGAGAACGAUUUUUUAUCUAAUGCUCUACAUCCGGUAGUUCAUAACCUUGAGAAAUUACGUAGAGAGAUGUAGGGAAUCAGCAAGGGGAGUGAUGGUCAUGUGUUGGAUGAAGCUGCGAACAUUUCUUCUCAUUGUCGGAUUUUUUGGAAUUCUUUUGCUGAUUAUUCAGGUACAUCUGACCCCUGGGGAUGAAGAAGCUUCAAUUCUCGAAAAUGAGCCAGUCAUCCUCUGGUGGACGCCUUUCGGGUCUGAUGGGACUUCCAGGACGUGUGGAAAAUUCAGAUGUCAUUUCACUCAAGACCGAAUUUACCGGAAUCACCAGAAUCUAAAGGCAAUUUUAUUUUAUGGCAGUAAUCUGGAGAUUAACGAUCUGCCAAUCCCUCGAGCCCCUGGCGUCCAGUGGGGAUUACUCCAUGAGGAAUCACCCAGAAAUAAUUUAAUGUUUGUUCACGAGGCGGCACUCAAACUAUUCAAUUAUUCAUCGACAUUCAGUAGAUUCAGUGAUGUACCCCUGACGCUCGUUGAUCUGCCUGGAGAGGAGGAUUUAUUGAACAAAAAAUUUUUUACACCAACAAACGAGAAAAACAGACUGAUAAAGGAGGAAAAUCUCUCUCCCCUGCUGUACCUCCAAUCAAACUGCGAUACUCUCAGUGAAAGGGAUUUAUACAUCUCCGAACUGAUGAAGUAUAUCCCUAUUGACGCUUACGGGGCCUGCCUGAACAACCGAAACCUCCCGGAGCACUUGAGAAGCAAUUACAUCGAGAAUUUGAACAGUGACGAGUUGAAAAAAUUCGUUGGACAGUACAAAUUCACUCUGGCGUUCGAAAAUGCUGUCUGCGAUGAUUACAUCACUGAGAAACUGUGGAGACCUUUAAUCGUCGGGUCUGUGCCCAUUUAUUAUGGCUCACCAACGUUCAAAGAUUGGCUUCCGAAUAAUUCAUCAGCUGUUGGAGUCCAGGAUUUCGAGUCCCCGAAACACCUGGCUGAGUUCUUGCAUCAAUUAAUGAAGAACGACACAGCAUAUGAGCAGUAUUUACCCCACAAAUUAGCAAAAACUGGAAUUUCCAAUGACAGACUGUUGAGAAAUUUGAGAAAAAGACCUGGAGAGCUGUUCAGUGUCUUCGAAUACUACUACAGGACAUUUCAAUGCCAGGUCUGUGAGAAAAUCCAUCGAAAUGAGCAUCGAACAGCUUCGAGGAAGGAAUACAACUGUGAAAAGCCAGACGGAAGGUUUAAUUUUAAUGGAAAAACUGUGAAAAACUCGUGGAUUGACGCCUGGAAUAUGGAAAAAUGCACCGGAGUAUUACUUACUGAAUAUUUAUUGAAGAAUGAGGGCUUUAGGUCGAGGGAAUUUAAUGCAAAGAAGAUGAAGAUGUUUAAAACUAAUGAAUGUUGAGGAUAUUUCGACUUUUACUGGAAAUUUUUAGCUUUAUUAAUUAGUUUUGGGUUAAUUAAUCACGAAUGAAACAAUACAUGAGCAGUAUUUAUCUUACAAAUCGACCAAAACUAGAAUAUCCUAUGGAUAUGUACAAAAAUAAUAAAUGUUGAGGAUAUUUUUACA